AUGGUGCGAGACAUUAUGCUCUCGGCCAGUGGAAAGCUCUCCGACAAGAUGUAUGGUCAUGGUGUCUUCCCCCCUCAGCCUCAAAGUGUGACGGCACUCGCCUACGGCAAUUUCAAAUGGACGCCGUCCCGAGGGGAAGAUCGCUUCCGCCGAUCGAUUUAUACGUUCAGUAAGCGAACGGCACCGUUCGCUGCGUUUACGGUAUUCGAUGCUCCCAGCGGUGAAGUCUGUACCGCCAAGCGAGACCGCAGCAAUACGCCGCUGCAAGCGUUGACACUUUUGAACGACGGGAUGUACAUCGAACUUGCUCAGGCAAUGGCUGCCGCGGCAAAAGACGAAGCUGAUAGCGACGAAGCAAUUGCGGAGAAUCUCUUCCGGCGAUUGCUCACUCGGCCACCGGAAUCGGAAGAGCUGAAAGCGAUCCUGCAGUUUCACGCCAGCCAGCAUACGCGUCUUCGUGACGGAGAGCUCGACGUGAAGGCGAUCGGCGGCGCCAAGUCGGUCGAUCCCAACGACGCCGACACGGUAAGUCCGUUCGCUCCCAAGCCGACGCAUUUCCCCGGAAAAGCGAAACGGGUCAUCUACUUGUUUAUGGCCGGCGCUCCGAGUCAAUUGGAAUUGUUCGAUCACAAGCCACAUGGCCAGAGUGGGGCGGAAAUCUCGGAGAUGUUGCCCCACUUGUCGAAAGUGGUGGACGAUAUCUCCAUCUUACGAUCCGUCCACACCGACCACUUCAAUCAUUCGCCGGCGCAACUGUUCUGCAAUACCGGGAACGGUGUGCCUGGUCGGCCAAGUAUGGGGUCGUGGCUUAGCUAUGGUCUUGGUAGCGAAGCCAACGACUUGCCGUCGUUUGUUGUACUGAAAAGUGGGGGCAGUCUCAGCGGCGGUGCCGCGAUGUGGAACGCAGGCUUUUUGCCGUCCGUCCAUCAAGGCGUCCCCUUCCGCGGACAAGGCGAUCCCAUCCUGCAUGUUUCCAACCCGCCUGGCUACGACGUGAAAGCCCAACGCGAUUCGAUUGAUUUGAUUCGUCAGCUCAACCAGCGUCAGCUGGGGGAUGUUGGCGAUCCUGAAAUUCAGACGCGGAUGGAUGCCUACGAAAUGGCCUUCCGGAUGCAAGCUCGCGCGCCGGAGUUGAUGGACUUCUCGCAAGAGUCGCAGGAGACCAUGCAGCUUUACGGUGCCGAUCCCAGCGAUACCAAGAAGACGUUUGCGAAUAACUGUUUGCUGGCUCGUCGAUUGGCCGAACGCGGUGUCCGCUUCGUUCAAGUCUAUCACGCCGGAUGGGACCACCACAGCAAUGUCGAAGGAGGUGUUCGUUCGCAGUGUCUGCAAACCGAUCAAGCUUGUGCCGCGCUGGUAGAAGACCUGCGUCGCCGUGGGAUGCUGGACGAUACAUUGAUCGUCUGGGGAGGCGAGUUCGGUCGCACGCCCAUGGUGGAAGCAAGUGCCGCUUUGGGACGCAGCCAAGGAC
Molecule: messenger RNA, 1471 nt
Organism: Symbiodinium sp. CCMP2456
Lineage: Eukaryota; Dinophyceae; Suessiales; Symbiodiniaceae
Source: the annotation of a GenBank genome assembly